AUGAAUAUAAACACUUUAAUAUUCAUUUCACUUUCGAUGUUACGAAAAGCAAUAUUAAUAGAGAAUAAAGGCGCGAUUUGUGACCUUAUAUCUAUGGCACCGGAGAAGCACUGUUUUGUGAAACAGACGUUAGCAUCCCUCGCCCACAGUCCGAACCAAUUAGCCGUCGACAAAGUAACUAACUCGCUGUAUUUUAGCUUUGACUCGGGUCGGGCUGAAUACUUACCCGCUUCACUCAAAAUUGAAACCAGAAAGCUAACAAUUCUCCAUGGCAUUAAGGAUGCUUUUGCCAUUGCAAGUGAUGAAGCCAACAGUGAAAUAUACUUUGGAGGUAUUCACGGCAUCUACAGGUAUAAUACAAUGACGAAAACCCUGAGGCGACUAGUCGUUAAGAACCUCGACAUUUGGUGGUUGAUUUUGAAAAAGCAUUUAUACUUCGUCAGGUUUCCAAGUUUGAAAGCAUAUUGUUACAAGAAUAGAUCUGUUGAGCCAGUGAGACAGCUUCAGAACUACACAGUAAAUCAGUUCGUAUUUGACGGGGACAACAACAUAUUCUUCAUUAACGGAUCCGGUUUAUUUGGAAUUAAAAAAGAUAAGUCAGAAGCUGUUCUUUUGAAAGACAAUCCUAAGUUCUUAUGCAUGGCUUCAGAUAAUCUGGGGCAUGUUCAUUUGUGUGCUGAAGACGGUAUUUAUAUAAUUAGUAAGAUUGUAUUGAAGGUGAAAAAAGUUGUGAAUGUACAAGGUGUGUUGGGCAUGACGUUCGAUUCGGAAAAUAAUCUAAUUUACUCGGAUUCUCAUGAAAUGGUUCGCCUGUUGCCCAUUCCUACAUAUUAA
Leptidea sinapis is the source of this 834-nucleotide messenger RNA. RefSeq names its product ommochrome-binding protein-like. The transcript has a single exon. NCBI's taxonomy places the organism in Eukaryota, Metazoa, Arthropoda, Insecta, Lepidoptera, Pieridae. The record is from RefSeq and is a predicted model, not a curated record. Gene Ontology annotation, molecular function: protein binding. Bases 1 to 834 code for a protein of 277 amino acids.